AUGACGAGCCUGGGUCCCAUCCGCACCGGCCUGUCCGCGUCGGGCCGCGGAUCCCCCGCGGCGACGGGACACACCCCGACCGACUUUUCGCACGAGACGCUCACCGGGUGCGACCCUCGCGCGAGCGCCCCCGCCGACAACCCUCGGAAGCCGUUUUCCCAACGCCGCAGCCGCGCGCGGAUGCAGCCGCGCCGGUCGCGGCGCCGCUCCCGCGCGCGCAUCGAACGCCCCGCUGACCUCACCGGAAACUCUCGACGUGCCCAUCUCAUCAGGCUCGCCAUGGACCUCAGGGGCGGGCACGCGCCGAGCGUGCACGCCGCCGCGAUCGAGAUCUCGAGGCUCGCGGUCGCCGCGGAGGGACCGGGAGCCCCGUUCACUGCCACGCACCGCGGUCAGCAGCUCCUCCGGCUCAUCCACAUCGUCGUGCAGAACGUCGGGCUGGAGGACAAGGUGGGCGCGCUCACCGCCCUCCGCCUGCUCAAGGCGGACGACACCCUGCUCCAGAAGCUCCUCAAAGCCGGCGUGCUCCCGUCCCUCCUCGGAAUCAUUAGAGCCGACGCGACAGCCGCCGCCGCCGCCGCCGACGCCGACGACGACGGACCCGCCGCGGAGGCAUCGCGCGCGGAGGCCACCGCCGCCGCCGCUCGCGCCGUGCAGGCGUUCUCGUCCUCGGGCGACGCCCUCACCACGCUGCUGCGCGGCGGCGCGGUCGAGGUCCUCUCCGCGUACGCGUGCAGGCGCGGCGGCGAGGUGGCCGACCCGAUCCGAUCAGAGUCGAAGCCGGCCCCGCCCGGCGAUGGGUCCGGCACUCCCGACGUCGCCGCCAAGCACCGCGCGAGCGCGGCCAAGUCGUGCGUCGUCGCGAUGGCGCGCGUGUCCGGGUCGUAUCUCACCGACCUCGACGAGCACGCGGCGUUUGAACGCGACGCCGGACAGUCUCCGGAUGCGCCCGGAUCAAUCGAGUCGGCGCUCGACCCGGCGGCGGCGACGUCGGCGCUCUCCGUCGCGAGGUCGCUGCUCGCGCUGCUCGAGUCGGAUCUGGUCGUGUCGCACGGGGAGGCGUGCGUCGGUCUGGAGAGGCUGGCGGUCAGCGGCAGGGCGGGGCGCGCGGCGGCGUGCCAGGUUGGAUGCGUGCUCCCGCUCAUGGCGGCGGCGCUGGCGGGAAAUCCGAAGCAGCGGGGGGUCGCGCUGGAGGCGCUUGAGGCGCUGACGAUCGGCACCCGCGAUAACUCGCCCGGCGAACGAACGAACGAACGAACGGCGGCGGCGGCGCGAGAGGCGGGUGACGUCGUCGGAGGCGGCCGAUGGACGUCGUCGUCUGACGCUCCCAUGGACGUGGACGACGACGACGCAGCCGCAGCCGGCGGCGUGGGCGAUCCGCGGGAGAUUGCCGCUCGGGCGCAGGCGCAGAUCACCGCCACACAUCGAACGACGCCGGCAGGGGUUAAGAGGGAGAGGGUUCAAACCGCGGGAUACACCGGCCUCAGCGCCACCACGCUCGGCGUCAUCGGCACCGCCGCCAAGGUGGGCGAGACCUUCUUCGGCAGGCUCAUCGCCAUCCUCGGCGAGAUCUUGUCCCUGCGAGGGCCGCUCGAGAGGGCCGCGGCGGACGCGGCGCUGGCGCUGUGGGCGCUGGCGUGGCAGCCGUCCAACCGCGCCGCCGCGGUGCCGGUGGUGACGGCGCCGCUCGCGAAACUAUACGAGGAGGGCCGCGACGCCGCCGCGGACGACGCAGGCGCGACGCUCUCGGUGCUGGUCAGGAACGACGCCGACGCCAGGGAGAUCAUUCGCGCGUCUGGACCGCACGGAGCCGAUCUGGUGGCGUACCUCCUGGAGAGUGGUGGGGAGGGGAACGAAGGCGAAGGUCCGUCGCCCAGGGCGCAAGGCGGCGCCGCGGAUAAUUUUUUUAAGCGGAGAAUGGCGGAGGUUAAACCCCGAUCGGAGGGUUUAACCCCGAUCGGUCCGUCGAGGCUCGGCGCCGGUACCGCGUCGCCGUCGCCGGGGUUGGCGCGGUGCAUCAGCGGGCGGUACGACUGA
This is a messenger RNA of Micromonas commoda, 2037 nucleotides long. RefSeq lists its product with no specific name. NCBI's taxonomy places the organism in Eukaryota, Viridiplantae, Chlorophyta, Mamiellophyceae, Mamiellales, Mamiellaceae. Bases 1 to 2037 code for a protein of 678 amino acids. The transcript has a single exon. The record is from RefSeq and is a predicted model, not a curated record.